Molecule: messenger RNA, 3249 nt
Organism: Rhinolophus ferrumequinum (greater horseshoe bat)
Lineage: Eukaryota; Metazoa; Chordata; Mammalia; Chiroptera; Rhinolophidae
Gene: SHLD1
Product: shieldin complex subunit 1
Exons: 3
Coding region: 176-931 (251 amino acids)
Biological process (GO): positive regulation of isotype switching; positive regulation of double-strand break repair via nonhomologous end joining; negative regulation of double-strand break repair via homologous recombination
Cellular component (GO): site of double-strand break
Source: RefSeq, a predicted model, not a curated record
UCCAGAGCAGUGUUUGGUAACAUGAGGGGAGAAGGAGGAGCCACCAAUGCCUGCAGCAGAGGUGUUUGCUGAAACUCCAGGCUUGGUUGGCUAAUAUAGCGCAUGUGAAAAGACAGGAUGUUCUUGCUUCUUUGGGAACUCCGAUCACUCCACUCCUUUCAGAAGCAAUCAGCUGAUGUCUUGGCUCACUCUCUGCCCACCCGAAUGUUCAAAACAGCAUGUGACCGGGUGUCCUCAAACAAGAAGGAUCUUGCCAGGCCUCCCUGUUGAUUUGUUUUCAUCCACCUCCUGGCUUUGCCUGAUCAGGACUAUGGCGACUCAGGAAGUCCCGCCAGGCAGCCAGGCAGAGGAAAGCAGUGCUUUGGACCUGCCAUCAUCUUGUGAUAUAAGAGAUUACGUGAUGCAAAGACCCAGCCAGGAGGCCCCCAGCGAGGCUUUUAGUUCUGUGGAAACCUUUUCUCUUCCUUCCUCUUCUGAUGUGGAUCCAGACACCAGUAACCUAAAUAUUGCACAAAGAGAUUCCUGUACCUCUGAGAAUUUCUGGCUCGACCCUUCUGUGAAAGGCCAACCAGAGACCAAGACAGAGGAUGACGGACUCCGGAAAUUGCUGGAUAAAUUCUAUGAACUCUUUGGCCAUCCACAGCCAGCCUCUGGAAAUCCACUCUUCGCAUCUGUCUGCCAGUGCCUGUCUCAGAAAAUCAAUGACCUGAAGGGCCAGGAGAGCCAGAAGUAUGCCCUUCGAACUUUUCAAAUGGCCCAGGUCAUCUUCAACCGGGAUGGCUGCUCAGUCUUACAGAAGCAUUCCAGGGACACCCACUUCUACCCCCUAGAAGAAGGAAGUGAGUCUUUGGAUAACGAGACACUAACCCCAGGGCUUUCCAAAGAUGUUAUUCAUUUCCUCUUGCAACAGAACAUGAUGAAAGACCCAUAACAGGUCCCUGGUGGUAAAAGCAGGCUGUAUGGAGGGUAGCCCCGUGGGUGUCACUGUUGGUGCCCCCUUAGGUCUCUCUUGUCAGUUCUGUGUGCCCAGCCCCCGGCUAAGUGCUCUACAGUCAAAGGCCAAGUACUGUGACCAAGUACUAGAGCAAGUUCGGCCCAUAGAGAGAGCUAUCAAUGUCCGGAAACUUUAUAGCCACCAGGCCAUGCUCCUUCCCACCCUACCCACCAUUCCUCUUGGCCUGAGCUCAAUGACUGACGGGUUUGGGAAUCAAAAGCCCAGCUUCCUUGUCUCAAGGAAAGACAUGCUCUGAGGCACAAUUUAUGUUCCAGAACUCCUCUCUGAAUUAGGCUGAGUCUGGGACUUCGCAGGAUAACCCACUCUGCUGACUCCCUCCCUUUCCCGGUCCUCCUACUGGUGUCCCUUGGGAGCCUUUCUUUAAUAAAUCUCUUGUACCUGAAUUUGUGACUCAGAGUCCACUUCCAGGAAAACUUGACCUGAGAGAACAAGUUUCCAUUAGGUGAAUUUUUAAAGGGAACAAAGCCCUAUGCUGAAUCAAAUACAAGAAUUACACCAAGUUGUAAAACUGCAACCACGUGAUUGAGAACUUAUGUCCCCGAAUAAUACGAAGAUUUAAAUACGGUGCCAAAAAGUGCAUCCCAUCUUAAUCAUACCCUUGCCUCACCAAAGCCAGAAUUGCCUAUUUUAUAAUAUUAAGUGGGUGUGGAAAGAACAUUUGAACCAUCUAAAAUAACAGCUACAAUUCACCAAUUUAAAAAAAAAAAAAAAGUCUCUUCAUCUCCACCAGAUUGCAAAUGUGAAAGGUGAGGAGAAAACAAAUGUGCUCCACCCACCAAAGUAUGCGUAAGCUCGAUUAUGGUAGGCUAGGCGGAUGCCACGCAGCCUUGUUACUUUGUGGUGGAGGAGAAAAAAGAAGCUUUUGCCCAAGUGGCCUCCUUCCUCUCAUUAUUUUUGCUUUCUGCCUCCCUGCAGCCAGCACCUUCUGUCACCCUUUGAGCACUUGGCCCCUCAUCCCUUUCCUAUCCUGGCUUCACCCGGGAAUAAUUUCUUUUUUUUAUUUUUCAGUUGACAUACAAUAUUAUAUUAGUUUCAGGAGUAAAAUGUAGUGAUUAGACAUUUAUAUACCUUACGAAGUGGUCCCCCAAUAAAUCUAGUACCCACCUGGCACUCUACAUAGUUAUUACAAUAUUAGUGACUAUGUUCCCUGUGGCUAUAAAUCACCAGUCCAGGCUUGCACUGGCAGAUGCUCUGUUCUGCAGCUGUGUUCUGAAGCCCCUGCUUGAGACUUGGUUGGUAGAAUGACAUCACCUGGCACCAAGGAGCCUGAAACUGUCAUUGGAAGCCUCACAGGAAUUCCUACCUCGACAGCUCUCCAAAUUACAUUCAUAGAAAGGGUUAUAUCACUUGUUUGGGGAAGUACAACGAGAGAAGCUGGCAACACUGCAAUUAGAUUUGGAGAAACUUUAGGUAUAAUUUAAUUGGCAUAAGACAUCCUAAGCUUUCUGGAAAUUGAAAAUUGAAUUAUGGAAAUAGAUCAGCCUAGACGGGUAUAUUAAGAGUGAGUGUGCCCUCUCAGGCAGGUCCUUUGGGGACUUUUGGAUGGAGAGAGAAGCCUUUUACAGGUCAGGAAUUGCAUACUAAGGCUUUCAGUUCUAGGAAGAUCAGACGUCAGAAACAGAAUUCCACAUCGAAAGGCAGAGGCACGAGUGGAAGGAGAGACUUUACUGGUAGGAAAUAGGAAAUGAAUAGGCCUCUGAAAGAUACUUGAGAAAGCAAUCCUCCAGGUUUUCCUGUAACAAGCUGUCUUUCUCCAUGGGCUUCUCCUAUUCAAGUGGCCCCCAAAUAGUCAUGAAAACUGUGGGACUUUAUAAUAGAAAAUCUACAGGUUGUUUUCUGAGGUUACUAGUUUCAUUGUUUUUUAACACAAAACAAAUUAAUAGAUGCCCUUAAAGAAUGCUGUAGUUCCUAGUAUUAUGCUGUAACUGAAAUAUUGGAGAUUAGUUUCCAUGGCUACCAAGAGAAGUGAACUGGAUUAUUGCAUACUGUUUUUAUUCUUUUUAUUUCAUAUUAUAAAGAACUUCAAAAACUUACAGCAUUUAUUCCAUAAAUGUAAUCAUAACCAAUAUUAAGUAAUAUAUUAAAGAAAUUCACUAUAUUAUAGGUUAUGAUAUUUUAUACUGUUUUUUGUGGUUUAUUUUUAAGGAGGGCACAGCUCACAGUGGUCCACAUGGAUAUUGAACCAGCAACCCUGGUGUAAUUAGCACCAUACUCUAACCAACUGAGCUAACCAG